This is a messenger RNA of Helianthus annuus (common sunflower), 1006 nucleotides long. RefSeq names its product elongation factor P. Gene Ontology annotation, biological process: peptide biosynthetic process; translational elongation. NCBI's taxonomy places the organism in Eukaryota, Viridiplantae, Streptophyta, Magnoliopsida, Asterales, Asteraceae. The transcript is spliced from 6 exons. Gene Ontology annotation, cellular component: cytoplasm. Gene Ontology annotation, molecular function: translation elongation factor activity. The record is from RefSeq and is a predicted model, not a curated record. The coding region runs from base 123 to 797 and encodes 224 amino acids.
AAAAAAAAAAAAAAAAAAAGAUCAUCAGAAAGAAACGAGAAAACCAACCCCCUUAUCCAGUGCGUUUGGGUUGUUUUUUGAUAACGGUUGGUGAAAACUGAAAAUCCCAUAAAGAAAGAAUCAUGACUACAAUGAUGAUACCAUUCAAGUUGUACUCGGGUGUUUCAGUUUCAUUUUCUUCAUCCAAAUUCUUUCAAACUUCCCCACGCCGAUCGACGACGACAUUCCCAAGGAUUUAUGCAUUUUCUAGUAAUGAUAUAAAGGUGGGUUCCAACAUAGAGGUAGAUGGAGCUCCUUGGAAAGUUAUAGAGUUUCUUCAUGUGAAGCCUGGUAAAGGGGCUGCAUAUGUGAGGACUACUCUACGAAAUCAUAUAACAGGAAAUUCUGUUGAGAAAACUUUCCGCGCUGGAAGUAAGAUUGAACAAGCUGAGGUCACUAAGGAGACAAAGCAAUUCACAUACAAGGAUGGUUCACAGUUUGUUUUCAUGGAUCUGUCUACAUACGAGGAAGUUCGUCUUAAUGAGUCAGACAUGGGAGAUAAUAAGAAAUGGCUAAAAGAAGGCAUGGACUGCAAUUUGCUAUUUUGGAAGGGAAAGGUUAUCGAUUUUGAGGUCCCGUUACAGAUUAAAGUCAAAAUAGUUGAUGUUGAUCCUGGUACCAAAGGUGAAGCAGCUCAAGGUGGAUCAAAACCAGCGACUGUGGAAACAGGUGCUAUUGUUUAUGUUCCUUUGUUUGUAGACAGAGAUCAAGAAAUUAUUGUGGAUACAAGAACAGGGCAGUAUGUAAGUCGCGUAUGAGUUGCAGAACAGGAAGGAUGAUGAAUUGUUUUUUGUUGCAGAAAAAUUUUGCUCUGCUUCUAUUACACCUUUAGAUUCUAGAAUGACAUGUUAGUAAAUUUGCUUUGAGAGAGUUCUGCUAUACAUUUAUGGAUCUUUAAUUAACGUACUCUUUAAAAUGAUUAUUGAAGGGUAAAUAAUAUUAUUUAUAUACCUAUAAAUUUUAAACU